Molecule: messenger RNA, 5132 nt
Organism: Culex pipiens pallens (northern house mosquito)
Lineage: Eukaryota; Metazoa; Arthropoda; Insecta; Diptera; Culicidae
Product: slowpoke-binding protein-like
Exons: 12
Coding region: 910-4206 (1098 amino acids)
Source: RefSeq, a predicted model, not a curated record
CGGAACGGUCGAUUCGCGCGAUUCGCUGCUCGGGUUUUUUUCCCUGAGAAGAGUCUGGUCUGGUGUUUGCCUGGUUAACCCCUGGCAUCCUGCUCUCUGUGUGUGGUGUGGGUGGCUGGAAAAUCCUCCCCAGCGGUGGUGAAAAGUUUGUGAAAACUGGCGUUGGUGGCGAAAAGGCCAAAGUUGAAAAGUUGGGCCCACACGACGUUGUGCGUGAGUUGGUUGAACCGCAGAAGAGCAAACACAAAAAGUGGUCCUGGUUUUCCUGCGGGCAAGCCGAGGGUGGAAACUAGGUCCUCCCCCGGGGAAGAACCUGGCGAAGGCUUCCGGGAGUGCGUCGAAACGUCACCCAGAGGAAGAGCUUCUCGAAGGAAAGCUCAAAAUCAAGAGCUUUCGCAAACUAAAGGAUUAAUCUAGUGAAUUUCACUUAGAAAUAAGAUAAGUUCAAAAAAAUCAGUCCAAAAAUCGUCAAAAAUUUGCAGUUAAACUCGAAGAACCAGCUUCCUCGGCUGUAAAAGUGUGCGUGGCCCCCCUAUCGGUGUGUGAGUGUGACGUCACAGUUUGGGUCACGGUGAGAACGAGAGAAAGAGAGUGCUGAAAGAGAGAGCAGAGCAUUAGUGACGUCGGUGCGUCGUCGUCGGCAUCGUGAAGUGAAGCAUUCUGCACGUGUGCUAGUGCGUGCGUGAGUGUGUACUCCAGGAAGAGGGAAAUUUCUGGCACGCGAGGAAGAACAAAGAGUGAGCAAUUGAAGGGUGAAAGAGAGGAAGAGCGAAAGAGACAAGGAAAACGCGGAAAAGUCGUGUACUUGCACACACACACACGUACGCAAGCGUCCGCUAUAACAACAAAUUUUGGCAAAAGGGAAAAUGGUGCCAAGGUCACCGUGACUUUGAGCUAGUGUGAGAGGAAAUGAAAGUAGAUUUGCACCCCAACAGUAACAACACCUCGUCGCCACACUUCUGGAUUGGUGCCCUCUGGUGUACAUUCGGUGUCAUCAUAUUUGGUGCAGUGGCUGUCAUUUCAUGUUGGAUAAAAAGAUGCAGGUCCAGCUACCGGCGCAAAAAGAGGAAAAUGAGACGCGCUCAAUCCGCGGCGGAAUUCAACGAUGCUCGCACCGAGCUGCCGGCCCCCUCAGCAGCCAGCAAGAGGAUGUUGUUCAGGGGCCGCUCGGUCAGCUCGGACCACGACCAAAACUCGGAAUCGGAACACACGGAGCGGUCGCCGCUGGUCAGCGCCAAGCUGGACUCGCUGGCCAAGCUGCUGUUCAGCCGAAGUCUGAUGGCGGAAGGAUCCGGUGGCUUGAUCGGCGGUGGCGGCGGCAGCGGAAGUGGCGGAACCUCCACCAAAGACAAUGACUCGCCGACAAGGCACAACGUUCGCUACCAGUACACCGCCCUGGACAGUGGCAUCGGCGCCCCAGAUCGGAGCCCGCGGGAGCGAGCAGCACGGGACCGGGCCUUCACGGCCUGCCAGGACUGGCUGCAGCACACGGGCGGCCGGUACGAGUCGAUAGCGCACCUAGAUGACAUCGGGUCCCGGCCGAGCAAGCACUGGUUUCUGCUGAAUGAUUGCACGAUACGCACGGACCGGCUGAUGACGCUGCUACCCCUACCCGCCGACUGCAUUGCCUUUGAAGAGUUCCAGGGCUGCGGUGGCCAGUCCGAGUGUCCCCAAGGAAUCCUGAUGGAACUGCUCGGAUCGCUGCAGCAUCCGUACAUCUACCCGGUGCUCGAUCUGGGCUUCUUCCCGACCGACGCCCACCACUACGCGUGUCUCGUGAUGCCCUUCAACCCCCGUGGCAGUCUGAAGGAUCUCAUUUAUAAGUCCCAGUGGAACGAACCAUGGAGUCGUAAAUAUACGCGGAAAUCCACCUGCCUGCCCCUGUCCCAGGUACAACGAUUAGGACGUCAAAUUUUAGAGGCUUUGUUAUUUUUAAGGGAACGCGGAAUACCGUCGCACGGCCACCUGCACAGCGGCAACGUGAUCCUGCAGAACGGCGUGGCCAGAUUAUCCGGCCUGGAGAACGGACUGCUCGGGCUCAACUCGCGCGUCAACGCCAUCGUGUGGUCCCGCUCGGCCCCGGACAUUGACAACAUCGACGUCGUCUGCUUCGGCCACUUGCUGUUCGAGAUGUGCGCCGGGUACGAGCUCACGUCGCCCCAGCCGACCCCGGGCCACUAUCAGCUCGAUCUCGAGCGCUACCCACAGGUCGUCGACGUGCUGCAGAUGAUAUUCGAGUCACCAGAUGGGCGCUAUCCAACCGUCGAAGAACUGGUCCUUUGUGAUAUAUUCCGCAAUAUCGAUUUAAGAGAACUGCGAGGAACAUGUGUGCCUUCCUUUAAACAUGGUUUGAGUAGCUCGACGCUGAGCCUGCUGAACGCCGUACGGAGACGACAAGGUGCGAUACUAAGUGGAUCAUACAGCGAGGGCAGCUCGCCGUGCACGCCACCGUCGACGCCACGUGAGCGGAAAACCGGUGACGUAGAAUCCUCCGAUCUGUCUAGUAGUGAUUCCGAAGAUCUGUUAGAUGAAAUAGUUAUAGCAUCAGCCCGCAUCGACGAUCCCGCCCAUUACGACCCGUUGGCCUCGCCGAUACAUUACUGUGACAAUAACGUUGUACAGUCGUCGGACGAUAACAGCAAUAGUAACAACAACACAAUCAUUCGUAUAGAUUCGAUCGAGUCGCAGGGCUCGACGUCGUCGUCCACUGGGUCGAUACAGCUGCAGCAGCUGAAUCCGUCGUCCGCGUUCAAAAAUCUCAAAUCGCGCCGCAUGGAGUACAGCCGGCGUGGGAUGAUCCUGGGGCUGAGCAACCCGUCGCAGGACUCCGCCUUUGGUUCGAUGACCGACGGCGAGUCGUCCCGUGCGUCCAGCUUUAAGCUGAGCAGCUUUGCCUCGAUGAACUCGCCGAUCGACGAGGGCGUCGAGGAUCUGCUGGUGGAGGGGGCUGCUUCAACUUCUGCUGCGCCACAGGUUCCGGAAUCGAUCGCCACCACGAUGGCGGGGUUGAAGUACAUCGAUUCGGCGGGAUCGUCACCGUGUCACGAUCACCACGCUCACGCCUCGUCAUCGCGAGACAUUUCGCCGAAUCACUCCGCGUCGUCGCGGUACCUGGAACCGCCGAAGCUGAUCAUCAACAAUCACUCCUCGUCGACGACCAACACUUCGCUGUGCUACACUUCGUCCCCGCUGCGGAAAUGUGCCACGACGGAGGUGUUUUCGCAAAAGUAUCGCGUGUCGUCGUUCGAGGACAUGUCCUACUCGUCCCGAGUGGCGCAAAAGUCCAUCAAGAACAGCAGCCGCAAGAUAUUCCGUUCGUUCGAGGAGGAACGCCGCAUCGACUCCGCCUUCAUGCCCAUCGACACGACCCGCUCGACCAGCGUCAGCAGCCGACUCAGCCAACAACUCAAGCAGCAACGUCAAGCGUCCCCGUCCUCGCCGUCGUUGCAGCAUCAACUCUCGUUACCACCGCUGUUGACACCGACGUCCCCCAAGCAGCUAAUGCCACCCGCUCAAUACAAUCAACUCACGAAGAAGAAGAACGCCUCGUUCCAGAACCUACAAAGCAUCGCCGGCUCGUCGCGGGACCGAGUCUGCCAGUGGCGGAACAAGCUGAUCAAAUCGAACGAAUGUCUGUUUGAAACUUCCUUCAACAUGUCUCCAUCGUCGACGACCCAGAGCGAGAUCGACCGGCUCCUCAGCUCAACCCACGAACUGCCCACGAGCACCGGAAGCGCCGUCGAAGUCGAACGGUUCAUCCUGACGCCGGAACCGGUCGUCGUCACCGCCAAUCCCACGCCCCCCUCAGCCCGAGGAACUCGCGCCGAUCGCCAGCAGCAGUUCAGCCUGGCCAAGUUCAAGCACAGCACCAUCCUGGACAGCAUCUCGCUGGAGGACUUUUCCGAGCCAACGACGACCAGCUGCUCGAACUCGACCGAAAUCGAAGCCCGCAAGCUGGAGAGCUCCUCGACGGACGACACGAGCGACCAGGACAGCAGCAGCGUUACGGACUCGCUGCUCAAGUCACCCCUGCUCGGCGGCCGACGGAGCGCCUCGGACGUGCGCAAGUAUCUGGACGAGGGCGGCACCGGCACCGGAAGUGAUGCGGGGAGUGGCUUCGGCAGCGGCAACGACGAGAAGACGCCCCUGCUCGAGGGCAUGGAGCUUUCGCCCAUCUCACCAACUGAGUCGGAACAAAUGUUGUGAUAAUAUAGUAACUCUGUAAACUAUUUUUCUACCGAUUUUAAUUCUGUUCAAUAUGAGGUACUAGUCUAGGGAAAUGAAGAAAAUAGAGAAUCAAAUCUAAUUUUAGCAAAUAUUAACAAUUUAAACAAGAAAAAAAGAUCCAAAAAACAGAAUGAAAAAAAGUGUUCCGCUCUACAGAAGAAAAAAAAAAGAGGAAACGAAAAAAAAUCACCCACACUCACACAGUCACACGAGAAACAUACAGGUCUUUUAGGGAAUUUUUAGUCAAAUAUUCUCUAUAAAUAACAAGCUAGCAAAACCAACAAAAAAAACUAGCGAAAUUCCAGUAACCAGCGCGUCGUGACGCGUCGUCGUCGUUGAUGUUCACUAAAAAGGGGCGUAAUAAUGAAAACUUAAAAGGUAGCUCAAUUUUACCACGAAACACUGCAAUAACUAACUACCGGAACUAGGACUUUAACGAUUGGUUCGCACUCUCGAUUAGGUUUGAUCAGCGGAGGUCGCUUCGAAAAAUGUUUUUUUUUUUUCGUAGUCAGAUAUUGAAGAACUGGCCUCUCUGUCUUGAGUUAUGAGCACAUACCAGAAUAAUCUUUAUGUAAGAUUUCAAGACCAAAUGUCAUAAAUUUGCUUGAAAGCGAUUUUUGGAAUUAUCUUAAUACCAAUCUGCAGAUAUAUAUCUCGAAGACGUUUUUAACUAAUCAGAAAUGACGAAGAUCUGGCAACCCUGUUACUAGAUAUAAGUACUGAAAACUCGUGAAGCUUGUCUAGUUUGUAUUUUGUAGUACUGUUGUUCUUCGGAACUAUUAAGUUCUACCUUUGUUGGUCUAAUCGUAAUUUUAUCAUUUUAUUAAUAAGGCCCUUUUUUGGUUAUUCCUGGCCAAUAUUUGGAAAUUUUCACAAAAACUUAAAUCUAUUUGGGUAAUUCUCUA